Messenger RNA from Cavia porcellus (domestic guinea pig), 726 nucleotides. RefSeq lists its product as uncharacterized. Bases 1 to 726 code for a protein of 241 amino acids. Lineage: Eukaryota; Metazoa; Chordata; Mammalia; Rodentia; Caviidae. The record is from RefSeq and is a predicted model, not a curated record. The transcript has a single exon.
AUGAGCUGCGUCCCUGCAGCCCCCUGGGGCCCGGGGCCUCUAGAGAAAGACCUGCGCCCACGGUCUUGCGUGUUGGCCUUGAACCCACGGAAGGAGCAGCGCUCGGGAGCAGGUCGCUCAGAGCCGGCGCCCAGGCGGCGACUGGUGCGGUUCCUGUGUCUUUUCCCUGCGCCCCGAGGCCACCCUCGGCCCGGGCCCGGGGGAGCGGGGCGCAGACGUGGCCUGCAGCCUGGCUGGGUGGCUCGAGCCGUCCCCCUCCGCCGGGCUCCAGGCCCGACGCUCGCGCCGCGGAGACCCGGCCGGACCACGGGCUCGCACGGCUGGUCCACCCCGGCACCUCCUCCGCGCGCGCGUCCUCCCCGCGGUCCCGCGGCCUCCAGGCUCCGUCCUGCCCGGCGGCGGCGGCGGCGCCGCUACACGCUGUCCAGCAGCGCUCUCUGGCGGCCUUCUCGGGAGAUGCAGGUGCCCGCGGCUCAGGCCGGCGCGGUGGCGGGGAAGACUGCGGACGCUGCCAGCAUGCGGGAGCCCGAGGACAGCCGGACACCUCUUUCUGCUCGUCAAACUCCAAGAAACAGUCAGUGGCAUUGGAGGGCCACCAGGACCUGGGACUUCAGGACCUUGGUCCCCCACAGCUGCAGCCCCUACAGCCGAAGCGUCAGUCCCUUCCAGCUAUACUCUCUCUGUGCGGGGACAAAGCCCAACAGGACCAAGGUUGCCCAGCUAUAA